AUGGUAUACGAAUUUUAUUGUGCCAAGUGUAAAAGGAAAACCGCUUCAACCGAUGUGGAACGUAUCAAGACGGUUAACGACAAGUGGCGGUUAAGAGGCCGAUGUGUCGAGUGCUUACGCGAGAAGAGCACAUUCACAAAAGCGUCUGUACCAGGAAUCGUCGAUGUCAAAUUUGAAGAGGCACGAGAGCUUCAUCGACCAGUAACAAAAAAGUUUCCAAAACGCAAAAUUGUCACUCUUCACAUAGACGACCUGUGGGCAGCUGACCUGGUUAUAAUGGACAAGUUCUUCCGGGAAAACGAUGGAUAUAAAUAUAUGCUAAAUGUGAUUGAUACAUUUUCCAAGUACGCAUGGUCCGAACCAUUACUCAGGAAGAGCGGUGUCGAAGUGACAAACGCGUUUGAAGCCAUUAUACAAAGAGCUAAAGGCAAUGGUCACAAAGCGCCUAACCUAUUACACACUUAUAAGGGUAGAGAGUUCGUCAACAAGGAUUUUAAAUGUCUUCUCGCCAAACAUGGUAUAAAGAUGUAUCAUACGGAGAAUGAAGAAAAGAGCUCCAUAGUUGAAAGGUUCAAUCGCACACUCAACGAACGAAUGAAAGUGCAUUUCGAAGCUAGGGGGUCGUUCCGUUGGAUAGACAUACUGCAGGGUCUGUUGAGUAAGUACAACACAAGUGUACACUCCACCAUUCGCAUGAGGCCGGUCAAUGUGACUGUGAAAGUCGAGCCAGAAAUUCGUAGCUUGUACCUCGAUCAAUUUCGAUCAGUGAAACGUCCACGACCUAAACUGAGAGUUGGCGAUCGAGUGAGAAUAGUAGCAAAGAAAGAUACGUUUGCCAACAAAUACGCUUGA
Messenger RNA from Macrosteles quadrilineatus (aster leafhopper), 852 nucleotides. RefSeq lists its product as uncharacterized. The transcript has a single exon. The record is from RefSeq and is a predicted model, not a curated record. Gene Ontology annotation, biological process: DNA integration. Gene Ontology annotation, molecular function: nucleic acid binding. Bases 1 to 852 code for a protein of 283 amino acids. Lineage: Eukaryota; Metazoa; Arthropoda; Insecta; Hemiptera; Cicadellidae.